AUGAGUAACCCCCCCCGUGCAGCGAAGCUGCACCCAAUACUUGCAAACCGGCACCUCGAUACACGCAUCAAAUUGACGGUUUUGAAGAGCGUAAUCGUACCGCCGCUAGAGUACGCCGGAGAAGUAUGGGAAGGAAAUAAGAAGGUAGUGAAAGAACUCGAGGCGGCGCAGAUGAAAGCAGCGGAAAUCGUCCUAGGAUGCUCCAGGCGCACAAGGUUCAAGGAUUAUCUACAUGGGCCAAUGGAUGCAGGAACAAAGCUCAAGGUCAAAUUCAGUACCGGGGAUAUGGGCCUUCGAGAACUUAGACGAAGAUAUAGGACGGUAGACAACGAAGACUACGAGUUCAAAUGUGAUUGCGGCUUCGAAUGCGAAGACCGUGUUCAUGUAGUCGCGGAAUGUCCGUGGUACAAGAAGGAGAGGGAAGUGUACGUGACUGAGCUGGGAAAAAUAGAUGGGACGUACAGAAAGGUGCCCAAGGGCCAGUGGUAUUGUCCGGACUGCCGGGAGAAGAAGCGCGUGUUCGGCUGCAACGGGUGCAUGCAGAACGACCGCCCGACCGAGAUUCUGCAGUGCGACGGGCCCAUGUGCGGGCUGGAGUAUCACUACGGCUGCCUUGACCCUCCUCUCGGCAAGGUUCCCUCGAGUAAGUGGUGGUACUGCCCCGACUGCGUGAGGACAGACAACCGUGUGGGGUGCCGGGUGUGCAAGGUCGACGUGGACUAUGACAAGCUCCUCAAAUGCGAUGGUCCCGGCUGCGAGCUCGAGUGGCACACGUACUGCCUCAAGCCGCCCGUGAAGACGGUGCCGAAGGGAGACUUCUUCUGCCCGUACUGCAAGGCCAAGCAGAAGGUCGAGUUCGAGAAGGACAUCGCCCGCGCCAACGAGAAGCGGCGGCGGCGAGAGGCGAGGAAGGCCAGGGCCACCGCUUAUUCGGACGACGAUGACCAGCCGGCCUACGGGUGGCGUGGGGUGGCCGGGCUGCGAGGAGCCCUUCUCGCUCAGUACGAAGACCUCGAGCCGGACAGCCUCCGGCUCGAGCUGCAUAGGAUCAACACCCUUCUCAGGAACAUCGAGGAAGCCAGAGAGGCUUCCGACGCCCUCGCCGCCGCAGCAGCAGCAGCAACCGCGCCUUCACCCCCCUCCACCGGUUUUGCCGUCGCCGAAGACGCCGCCGAGCCGGAGCCCGCAGAUAGCCCCGGCGUCGACGGCACCAAGCCAGACGCCGGGUCGCCUCCCGUGGAAGAAGACGGAAACGGUACCGACGACGUGGGCGACCGGGCGGGGUCUCCUGUUGACGGAAAAACGGUGGAGAUGGGGGAUGCGGCGGUGGCGGUGGGCGGUGGAGUCCACAGCGAGAAGACAUCGUCGCCAGGGGCAGGGGGUCCUGCGGCAGAGAUCAAGGUCGAUGGUGCCACCGCCGCUUCCAGUGCCGGUGCCGGUGCCGACGCCGCUGCAGAGAGCGAUGGCGGUGAAGGCGCCGCCAAGAGCCAAGGCGCCGGCAUUCCGGAAGAGACGGACCCGGUGGCGGCGUUCUGGGCAGCGCUGGCGGCCGAAGCACCCGCGGAGCCGGCCCCGACGGACGACGGGAGCGGUGACGGAGGAGGCGGAGCGGGGGCCGACGAGAAGGAGCAAGAGGAGGAGAAGGAGGUGGACGGGGCGUGGGGAGGGGCGGGCGACAGCCCGCUGGCGAAUGGCAAGAGUUACGGGUCGUUGUCCGUGCCGCUGCGCGCCGGCAUCCUGAGCGCGCUCUGUGAGGACUACAUGGAGGACGACGGCUUCCGAGUGCGCAUCAUCGACGAGGUAUACCCGGAUUGGCUGAGAGCGACCCCAUUCGGUCACGACAGCUGCGGGAGGCUCUACUAUCGUUUCAUCCACUUCAGGAAGGAGAUGAGGGUGUACCGAACGGUGGAGGGAGAUAGCCCGAUCCCCCCCGUGGACAAGGUCGCAACAGAGAUGACCGGUUGCGGAACCCUUGAGGCUGCGGUGGAGGCGGCCGCAGAUCGCAAGCCCUCUAGACUGCGCGGCGGCUCCGAGGUACGUUGCCGGCUGGAGGGUGGUGGGGUGCCGGCCUGGUUAGGCAACGAGGAACGUUGUGCGUUGUGUGGGGAAACGCGUUGGAGGAGAAAGGUUGAUCGCACCCUGGUGGUUCUGGAGCUGGUGGCAGACUCUCUUGAGGGUAUGGAGCGCUUGCUGGCGGCCCUGGGAAAGUCUAAAUCUAAGAGGAAAGGGGACGACGCGGCUCUCCACACCAGCCUCGCCCAGGAAGUGGAAGAGAUGGGAACGUGGGUGAGGGAAAGGAUGGAGAAGGAGGAGAAGCGGAGGCUCGCGGACGAGGCGAGGGAGAAGAGACAGCUCGCGCUGGAGGCGCAGCCCAGGAGACGCAGCGGCCGCUUGAUCCGUGCUGAGGCGGGAUGGGCCGUGGCAUCGUUGAAGGAGAACGAGGAUGAGGAGGAAGAGGAAGAGGAAGAGGAGGGAAAAACAGCCGAAGAGGAAAGGGCCGAUCAGGUCUCCGCUGAGUCUCCGCCGGAGCACGGAGAGAGUGACAGCCCUCCUCAAGACGGCGAGGUUGGCCCCGGUGGCACCGCCGGCGGCGGGGACGGCGGCGGGGACAGCGGCGGCGAUGACCACAUGGCCCCAGCCGGCCCCGGUGAGGGGACGUCGGCCCCGGCGAUGAUGGCCGACGGCUCGUCGCCUUUGGUGCCUAUGGACACCGGGGAGGAGGAGGAGGAAGAGGAGGAGGAGGAGGAGGAGGAGGAGGAGGAGGUGGAGAAGGAAAAGGAGGAGGUCGGACCAGGCGGUGCGGCAGGCAACGCACGGGGAGAGAUUCCUGCACCCGGCACCACGGAAACCCCCGCGCCUGCUCUCGGCAAGCACCCCAGGACGGACGACCCGUCUCCUACGGAGUCCGGCGGCGCGGAUGACGAAGCAGCGGUGUCGGCGACCGGCGCGGUCGGCGGCGGCGGCGGCGACAGGGGUGAACCCAACGGCGGCACGGGUGGCGGCGCUGAAGGCGGUGCCGGCUCCGGCGACGAUCCGGCGAGCAAGCGGCGGCGGGGGGACGACGGUGGAGUCGCGAUCCCCGUUGGGCAGGAGCAGACGACGGCAGCUGCAACUGCGGCGGCGGCCGCCGCGGCAGGUGCUUGUUCUGAUAGCGAAGAUGCCUCGAGGGCACCGCCGUGUGUAGAUGACGGCAUGUCGCGAUCGGGUGGUGGGGACGACGCCGAAUCAUCGAGCGCGAGGGGCGACGCCUCCGCUGCUGCUGCUUCUGCUGCUGCUGCUUCUGCUGCUGCUGCUGCUUCUGCUACUGCCACUGCUGCUGCUGGUGAUGCCCUGCCCAACGGAAGCAGCACGACUCCGAACGGCGGCGGCGGCGGCGGUACCGACCUCCCCACAGGGAAGAUACCACGGGUGGUGGAACAGAAGUCCACCGCUUCCGCUGUGAGCGAUGUCGGCACAGCGGGGGCGGAUCAGCAGUCGACAACGCGUGAGACCACCUGGGAGACACCCCCGGCGGCGGCGAGCAGCGGGGAUGAGGACGGUGCCGGGUCGGCUCCGCUUUUCCCGCCGGAGGACAGACGCUCCCGGCCGGAAGCAGGGGCGGUGUCGUCGCCUGUUAAAACUCCCGCCUUGAACGGGUUUAGUGGAGCUCUCGACAUCAUGGCUUUAGCGGCCUCCUCUCGCCCAAGGGCGACAACCCCAUCGUCUAGCCGCUCGCCCUCUCAAGAUCGCAGCAGCGGCGCCGGUGAUGAUGGCAGCCCCGCUAGCCGCGGCAACGGCAACGGCAGUUGCCGGCCGCUGCAAAACAAGACCACUCCCGCCGCCGGCCUUGGCGCCGCUCUCGGCAUGAUGGCGUCCGCCGUGGAUGCCCGCGCCCCGGGUGCGCUGCUCAGUAACGGGGUCGAGGGUGGUCAGGAGGAGAGAUCGCCGGCCGGCUCCAGAUAAGCCAAUUUUAUGUGUGGUGGGUUUUAGAAUCGAUCUGCCGCGCUCCCCCGUGAGACGCCUGGGGCUGGCUGCCACGACCAUUGCUUUCUUGGUAAACGUAGGCGGACGAGCCCACGACUUGGCAGCCGAAAGAAGGUUGGUUGUGUUGGAGGAUUAAGAGCCUGUCGCUAGGUAGGUAGACGCAAGGGAGAGGGGGCUGAUUUCCUGUUUCGUGUGUUCAGAAUGGGAAGAGAUCAGCCCCUCCUGUAGAAUUGAACAGUAGUGAUGGCCGUGAGCGUGCGCUGAUUGCUGUGCUUUAGCUGUCGCUGACAAUUCGUCCGCUGAAAAAUGCGACGAGUACACUACUGUUGUACACUUUUGUCCAGAUAUGAAACAUCAUCUCCCGCUCGGGAUGUGGGAUACGGGCGUAACGUCCUACAGCAAGGUGAAAGUGUUUUUGUUGACAAGAGUACACAGGACGUGAGGGCUGGGGGUGCACUUGAAUCGAAGCCUCUCAGCGACGCAAGGUUCGUUGCGUUUGUCAUGUUCACUUUUUCUUUUUAGUUUUGGAGUGAAGCAUGGCAACACAGGAACCGGAGGCGGGGGGGGUACGCUUGAGUUGUAAGUUGUUUGUUUCUAGUUUUUUUUCGAUCGACAGGAGCUUGCAAGACAGGCAAACUGGAAUAUGUGUGGGAGAGGGGGAGGGGGAGGCGUGAAGCAUUUUUUCGACAGGUUGUGUAGGUGAGCUGGUGCUGUUGUUGUGUCCUUCGAAGGAUCGAGGGAUCUAGGCAGAGGACGGUCGUGGUUGCCGGGAUCUCGAUCCUGCAAUUCUUGAGAACGGGUGAAGUGCGUAUUUUGUAGGAGGACAAGCUGCCGCCGCUCCGGGAUGUACUCAUCGAACACCAACGAGAGGCUUGGGAGAGGGAGUCAUCUGACGGGCUUUUGGAGGGAUAUGUUUUGGUUAGGUUCUAGGAGUACAAGCUGCGGCCUCUCCGGGGAUGUGGUCGUUUAACACCAACAACAGGCUUGGGAGAGGAAUGAACUUUGCUGACGGUAUUUUGGCGGGAUAAGACUCGCGGCUUUAGCUGUCGUUCGUCCCGUGUGUUCUCCGGCUGGGUGAUUUUCGUGAGCCUCACGAGGAACCCAGUCCAACGUAGAGGUGAAGUCAAGAGUACCCUUCCCGUGCUGACUAGUUUGGGCCGGGCGGUUGGUUCACAGGGCAAAGGAACGCGAGGUUGGACGUGUAAGCAGUCAAUCAUGACAUGUUUCCCUCGCUGUGGGUGGAACGAGAUGGGGAAAAGAAGGUGGAAGAAAAAGACAUCAAACGCAUUAGCAGCAUGUUGGAAAAUACAGGCGAGGUAACAUUUUAAAGGAAACCCAACAAGGACUAGACACCCAAGACGAGUUGAAGCCGGCCAAAAGGGGUAUGUGAUGUGCAACUUUAACUUUGGUGUAGGAACCGGUGGUAAAACUGCGUGUCUGUGCUUCAGUUCGUUCGCGAUAGUCUAUUAUUUUCCCUCCACACGUGUGUUCGUUUCUCGGUUGUAUUCUCCCGCUGGCUGAAGGGUGAUGGUUGUGUCGAAUUGCCACGCUUCGCAAGACGGGAUUUUGACUGCCCGGUGUUGGUCUCUCGCUCCUUGCUGUGUUGACUGGCAUGCGUUGGGCAGAACAUGUGCCCAUUGCAAUUUAGUCUGUAAGUCUUGCGUUGCGGGUCUUCUUGCAGCUACCUGUGGAAUUCCCCAAGUAUCCUUCACGUUGACAUAUGUGUGUGAUGUUUUCGGGCGUUAGACCAUGCUCCAGUCGGACUUCUCAUUCGGCAGCGAAUCUUUGCACAAAUGAUCUUGGACUCAAAAACACGGGAAAUAGAC
Molecule: messenger RNA, 5789 nt
Organism: Ectocarpus sp. CCAP 1310/34
Lineage: Eukaryota; Phaeophyceae; Ectocarpales; Ectocarpaceae
Source: the annotation of a GenBank genome assembly